AUGAGUGACGCAUCAGAAAUCCUAAAAUCAGUCCACAUAGGUUUAGAUGUCGCCAUAUUUCUUCUCAACACUGAUCGUGGCUCACAAGCGAUCAAGCUAUGCGAGGAAUGUGCAAUUCUAAUUCAAAACCUUGAUUCUGGUAUUCACCUCGAUACCUCCGAUGCACUAUUCAAUGCGCACUACGCCAUCACGGCUUGUAUCAAAUGUGCAGAAAGAAAUGCCAAGAAGCUUCUUUGCAAGUUCCACCUCGCUGGAAGACUAACCAUGCAACUGGGUGACAAAUAUAAAGCACAGACACGGUUUGUAGAAGCAAAGCAGCUCUUCAAAAGCGUACUUACCAUCAGGCAAAUGAUAUGCUGCAUGCGUAUAGAACUAGUGGCUCACGGUAGACUUGGACAUGUAUGUUUGAGCCUCGGUGAAAUACAGAAUGCAAAGAAAUACUACCAGAAAGCACUUGCCAUCGCGAUAGAAAUUGGCGACAGAGAAGAAGAAAGUACUACAUACAGGAACCUGGGAGUUGCGUUUUUUUCUCUUGGCGAAUAUCAGACGGCUAAAAAAUAUGCGGAGAAAGCGCUUGCCAUCGCGAUAGAAAUUGGCGACAGAGAAGGAGAAAAAAGUGCAUACAGGGACCUCGGAUGUGUGUUUCAUUCCCUUGGCAAAUAUCAGAAGGCGAAAGAAUACCUAGAGAAAGCACUUGCCAUCGCGAUAGAAACCGGUGACAGAGAAGAAGAAGGAGGUGCAUACAGGAACCUGGGAGCUGUGUUUUCUUCUCUUGGAGAAUAUCAGAAGGCUAUAGUUUAUCAGAAGAAAGCACUUGCCAUCGCGAUAGAAAUUGGCCACAGAGAAGAAGAAGGUGUCGGAUACUGUGGAAUUGGAAUUGAUUAUGCCCGCCUUAGAAAAUCUUGGCAAGCUAAACAAUGUUUAGACAAAGCAGUCGGCGUCAGUAUAGCAAUUGGUAGCAGAGAAUUAGAAGCUCGGGCUACUGCUGCUUUGGCAGGUGUUUGUAAUGAUGUGAAUGACUUUCAGAAAGCAAAAGAACAUUGUGAGAAGGCGCUUACUAUCAGCAGAGAAUGUGGCUAUAGAGAUUUGGAAGCAGCCACUUACAUCACCCUUGGAAAUACAUACCAUUUCCUCGGUAAAUGUGGCGAGGCAGAAGAUUGUUUGGAGAAAGCUUGUAUUAUAAGCAGCCAAAUUGGAAACAAAAUGAUGGAGUUUGAAAGCCUUCUCAGUAUCAUACAGUUCAAGUUAACGCAUUCAGAGGUUGCGAAGGCAAAGCAUUAUCUCAUUCAUUGCAUUGAAAAAUACGAGCAAAUCAGAGCUUUUCUGAAAGGAAACAGUGAAUUUAAAAUGUCUUUGUUGGAGGUACACGGUACUUCUCCCUACCAGUUGCUCUCUCGCUUGCUUUGCGAGACUGAAAAACUUCAAGAUGCUCUCUAUGUAGAGGAACUGGGACGAGCAAGAGUCCUCGCAGAAUUAAUGGCAGACAAGUACUCCGUGCAAAGCCACAUCUCAGCUAAUCCACACUCAUGGGUCGGGAUUGAAAACAUCGUGAAAAGAGAAAGUAACUCGGAUUUUUUGAAAGAAGAAUUCAAAGGGGAUAACAAAGAGGCAAAGAAAGGAACAGAGUAA
This is a messenger RNA of Stylophora pistillata, 1629 nucleotides long. RefSeq names its product tetratricopeptide repeat protein 28-like. The record is from RefSeq and is a predicted model, not a curated record. NCBI's taxonomy places the organism in Eukaryota, Metazoa, Cnidaria, Anthozoa, Scleractinia, Pocilloporidae.